Messenger RNA from Cynocephalus volans (Philippine flying lemur), 2151 nucleotides. RefSeq names its product chromosome 6 C10orf67 homolog (gene C6H10orf67). The record is from RefSeq and is a predicted model, not a curated record. Lineage: Eukaryota; Metazoa; Chordata; Mammalia; Dermoptera; Cynocephalidae. The transcript is spliced from 19 exons.
AUGAAAUUUACCGACCGCCCACGUUUGCGGUUUAGCAGCAGGUGUAGGCAAUUUAUCAGGCCGCCUGCUUUUCCUCUUAUAAGGGCAUUGCCCUGAGAGCCCAGGGCCCCUUAUGUCAUGAGCAUCGUUAUUAGAUGGGCUCACUAUGUUUCACCCUCCCUGAGGGUGAAGUAUGACACAGGGUGGGAUGCCUUGAAAGCGGGGUCGCCGAGCUGUGCAUUCAACAGGAGUGUGGAGAGCGGUGUUGGUGCAGGAAGAGAGAAGCUCGAGAAUCCAAGCCCACCCACCCCUAGUGCGCCACCACGAGGGCGGCUGAGCUCAGAGCGUUGGGAGAGGAGGAAGUGGCUCCAGAGCCCUCCCCGCCGCCCCCUGCCUGCCGCCGCGCCCCCCGUCCCUGUCCCCGCCCACGGACUCCAGCGCUUCGCUGGUUCCCCGGGAGUCGCCAUGGCAACGGACGCCGGGUUCUGGACUCCAAGCCCCGAGCGGGCAGCGCCGCGGGAGGCGCACGGCUCAGCGGCCACGGCCUGGGCUCCGAUGGACACCGGGGGCGAUGCGCCCGAGACGGAGAAGUGCCGGAAGGUCAUCGAGAACCUCGAGUCCGCCAUUGAGCAAUUCCAGUUCGAUGCCAGACUUAACAUUUCAGAUGAUUUAAAGAUUGGCUUUUUCAGCACAGACCAUGCUACUCAAACAGAUUGGAGUGAAAUUUUGCCAAUAAAAGAGUUGAGUUCAUCGACACAAAAGUUAGUUCAGAUGGUUAAAUCCCUUCAGGUGGAUUUUGGGUUCCUCAAACAAUUGCUCCAACUGAAGUUUGAGGACCGACUUAAAGAGGAAUCUAGCAAUCUCUUCAUUGUUCUACAUGACAGGAUCCUAGACAUCGAAAAACAUUAUCGACAGAAUGAGGAUAACAUAAGAAAAUGCUUCCAUCAGCAGUUAGCUGAUGCCAUAACUGUUAUUAAAGGAAUGUACCAGCAAUACUUUGAGGUGGAAGAAGCGAAUGCAUCUUUCCAAGAUGUAACUACUGUCAAAAUGGGUGUUUUGGUAAGAAAACUGAAAGAGAAAGAAGAAAUUAUUAAGCAAUUAAGAGAAGAACUAGACCAAUACGAAGAAUGUGGAUUUCAAAAACGUGAUUCUUUUGCCAGAGAGGCUGGCUCCCCAAAAGCAACCCUAGAAAGGGAAAAUUUGGAGUACAAAAUGGAAAAUGAAAGACUGCUUCAAGUUGUUUCAGAGCUUGAAGAAGAAAUCCAGCUCACUUUAAAAGAAAAUUCAGUAUUAGAAGAUGAACUUAUAAUUCUGAAAGAGAUGGCAGAAAAGGAUCAGAGAACUAUUCAAAAGUUAAUAGAUGGCAGAGAAAGGUUAAAAUAUGAACUUGAUUAUGAAAAAUCAUUAGUUCAAGAUAUGAUUAAUAAACAGAAAGAAGAAAUGGAAAUGAGAAAAAAGUUUGACAGCAUAAGCAGCAAGAUCCCAAGAUCACCCAAGAAGACAGAAACUGCUUUGUCCCCAUGGACCUCACAGUCCAGAGAUCCAUCCAAGACUGUGGUAGCUUCAAGUCCACCUUCCGCUUCCAUCAGUACAUUGCUUGUUAAGACCAAAAAAGCUAAGAGUCCAAAGAAAUCACCAAAGGAAGAGAAGCCUAAGGUUGUAUGUAAAAUACCUGUUGAAGAAAAUAAGGUGCAAGCAGCAGUGCCUAAGUUUGAAGACAAAAGUGCUUUGGAGAUGCAAAUAGAAAUAUUAAAGGCUAAUUUAGAAAACGAGAAGAAGAAGAGAGAAAGGUUUAGGAGGGAAGCAGACAGGAUGAACAAAAUCUGGGAAAGGAAAUUCUUUAUUCUCAGGAACAGCUUUCAUGUCCUUAAGGAUGAAAUGUUUACUAGGCACACACUGUUUCGUCAGUUUGCAGUAAUUGCUGAUACAUCCUUCAAUUAUCUUAAGGUAAAACCCUUAUCUGAGCCGUCUAAAGAGAACGUGGUAACUGAUGUGAAACCUUCUUCAAGUGAUUAUCCUGUAUCUUCAAUAGACAACAAGUAUAUGGAUGCAGUUAGUGACCAGAUACCUUUCAAACCUCCACCACAAGAGAAGUUAUCAGGAACCCUGAAAGAAGAGCCUUCAGAGGAGCCAUCGAAACUACAGAACAGCCCCGUGGACGCCACCAGUUAA